Messenger RNA from Drosophila arizonae, 1855 nucleotides. RefSeq lists its product as uncharacterized. The record is from RefSeq and is a predicted model, not a curated record. NCBI's taxonomy places the organism in Eukaryota, Metazoa, Arthropoda, Insecta, Diptera, Drosophilidae.
AACGGUUUAGUUCCUCGCCGUAAACAUAACUAGUCACAACAACGCGGCACAGAGCGGAAGCCGGUGAUCAGAGUUGGCCAGCUAACCAGUUAACCAGUUGAAUAUUGAACCAGUCAAGAGCCAGGAGCCAGUCUCAAGGGGGCAAAGUGAAUGCGCGACUCGUUUGGCGGUCUUUUAUUAUUGUUAUUUGUUAUUGCUCGCAUUGUUGCUGCUGCUGGUGUUGCUGCUGUUUGGCAAGACGAGAAAUUCAUUGUCAACACUGCCCUCGCAUUCCACGCCAAAAUGCCGCGCAUGCCAAUGAUCGCGCUGCUGCUGCCGCUGCUGUUGACAAUAACGUGGUCAGCGCAAGCGCAGGCCCGAGCGCUUCAGACAGAUCCUGUUACGGAGCCCAGUCUAGAAGGGCCUCGCACGGAGGCAGCGAUAGGCCCGGACGAGGAGGAGACCACGUAUUCGGGCAGUCUUGAAAUGAACACGGUUACCAUUUCGGUUGACGCGGAUGCCAUCAUGACCACCGAUGAUGGCGUACAGAUGUUCACAUCGCUGCCGGCAUUCACGACCACGGAGGAGCCGCUGCCCGAUUCAGUGGUGCAGCAGCUGGAGCAGGAGCGAGCGGAGCGGGAUGGCCGGCUGACAACUAAGGCGCCAACUACAACAGAGGAGGUGGAAACGACGACAGUGGCACCCACAAAUGCCACAACUCGAGCAACCACAACCCCAACAACAAUAAAUACAACAACUCAGCCAGCAACAACAACAACUCAGGCAGCAACAACAACAACUGCUGCCAUAGCAAUGACAACAGUGCAACCAGAGCCAGUCACUGAGCACGCGGCCCCGGAGAAGUCUCAGAGCUUGCUGAACCCGAAGUCUACCAUAUCGAGGCUCGUUGAAGAAAGCCAGGAGAUGAACCUGGAGUCCCUGUCGUCCAUUGGGGAUGUGGCCGGCUACAUGACUACGGAGCAAACCGCCAUGAUCGCCGAGGAGGCCGAGUCCUACGGCAGCGAGCAGACGACCAAUGUGCCACUGAUGGACUUCAAUACCAGUGGCUCGUUCUCAUUGGACGCAAUGGCAUCGGGCACGGAGUCGUCGCUCGUGGAGCAGAGCACAUUUAUGGAGAGCAUGUCCGCUCGGGUCGAGUCGACUACCGAAAUGGAUACGAUGCGAUUCAUGACCACACAGCCGCCAGAGGCCGAUUACGAGCCCCAUGCGGAGGUGAUCACUGAAGCCAGCCACAGCAACAGCACCACGGAACGCAACAUAAUGCAUCUGCUGAGCCGCCUGAGUCUGAACACGAUUACCCAAAGACCAGGCUCUGAGCCAGAGGCAAAGUUCAUCACCACUGAGGAGUCCGUCAUGCAGACGACGCUCACUACGGCCAGCGCUGAUGUAGGGAGCACCACUGAGCCAGGCACCGAAAGCACACUUGCACCACCCAAGCAACAGAGCCUCUUCCAGGCUGUGCCUAUGCAGGGGACCACAGAAGCUGCUGCAGCAAGCUCAACAGAUGCACCACUGACCAGCAGCACCACCAGCACCACCACCACCACCAAGCCAACCACCGAGCUGAUAACUAAGGCAACGCGUGCACCGCGCAUCGAACGCAUCUUCAACUCGGAUGGCGUUGAGGUGCUCUACGGCUAUUCAUCGGUGAAUCGCUCCUAAGCGCGCACCACACACACAAAUCACCAAAAAUGACCUUGUCAAGGUCAGCUUGUCAUACAACAUCACAGCAACAACAACAACAACUCACACAACAAUAUCGACAGAAAAUGACAUUUUCGUGCUGGAUUUUUCCAAAUUCUAAACGAGCGAAAUAUUUAAAUCUAUUGUGAUAAACGAAAAGAAAGAGGAGAAG